AUGAGCAGACUCAUCUCCCACAACUACGCCGCCGUGGUAGUCGGCGCUGGCCCUGCAGGUGUCGCAGUGCUCGGAAACCUUCUCGAAUUAGGUCUUACCAGAAUCGCUUGGAUAGAUCCUGUAUUCGACGGAGGACGCGUAAAUAGUAAAUACCGCGAGGUCCCCAGCAACACCAAAGUCUCGUUUUUCCGCUCAUACGCCACAGGCGUCCAACCAUUCCGCAACAUAGCACAAACCGCCAAGACGCCGAAUGCGUUCUCGGUCAUGAACAAAUUGGAUCAGGACGAGACGUGCUCUCUGCACUAUGCGGCUGAUAUGAUUAAAGAUCUUACGGCGGGCUUGUUGAAGAUGAAACAAGUUUCUCCGUUUCGGGGGGAAGUGAUGAGUGCCAAUUUUGAAGAUAACAAAUCAAGAUGGACAGUGCGAAUCAAACCCACAGAUCCAUCCUCCACAAACAUCGAAGUCUCAACACCCCGCCUGAUCCUCUGCACAGGCUCAUCACCAAAAUCCCUCUCCUCACCAUACCCAUCAGCCGCAGGAACAUCAUCAACCACAAACCUAAACGAGCUAAACCUCGACACAGUCCUCAAACCUAGCCUUCUCGCUGAAAUACUUCCCCGCAACGAGGCUCUCACAAUAGCCGUCAUAGGCGGCUCCCACAGCGCAAUCCUGGCAAUCAUGAACCUAGUGGAUCUCGCCCAAACUACGCACCCGUCCCUGCGACUCAAAUGGUUUACCAGAAACCCACUCAAAUACGCCGAGUUUAUGGACGGAGGCUGGAUUCUGUACGAUAAUACAGGUCUAAAGGGACAAGCAGCGCAAUUUGCGCGUGAGCAGCUCGAGGAUUCGCAGCUACCGAAUUCGGUUGCGGGAAGGUUUAUUGAGAAAGUUGACACGAGCGAUAGAGUGAAAGAAGAGAAUAUCUAUCGUGAGCAUUUGCCGGAAUGUACUUAUGUGGUGUAUGCGAUUGGGUAUGAGCGGAAUGCGUUACCGGAGCUUAGUCGGAAUGGUCAGCCGAUUGUUUCUCGAAAACAGGAUUUGAAAUGGGAUUCUGGGUUUGGUGGGUUUUUGGAUGCGAAGGGAGAUGUGAUACCAGGUUUGCAUGGUGCUGGGAUUGCGUUUCCGGAGACAGUGGUUGAUCCUAGAGGGAACGUUGAGCAGGCGGUUGGGUUUUUCAAGUUUAUGAAGUUUUUGAAGAGGGUUACGCCUACGUGGAUUUGA
Molecule: messenger RNA, 1221 nt
Organism: Talaromyces amestolkiae
Lineage: Eukaryota; Fungi; Ascomycota; Eurotiomycetes; Eurotiales; Trichocomaceae
Exons: 3
Coding region: 1-1221 (406 amino acids)
Source: RefSeq, a predicted model, not a curated record